Molecule: messenger RNA, 183 nt
Organism: Arabidopsis thaliana (thale cress)
Lineage: Eukaryota; Viridiplantae; Streptophyta; Magnoliopsida; Brassicales; Brassicaceae
Exons: 1
Coding region: 1-183 (60 amino acids)
Source: RefSeq, marked reviewed
AUGCUCGUUAGGAUCAUGAGAAAGCUCAAGACUUCAAACGAUAACAAAGGACAGUUUACUUUUAAGAUGAUGAGUGAGAUACCGCAGCUUCUUGUUCAUGAUCAUCAUUCAUCAUCCUUGAGGUUUGUAAAACCAAGAACAGACAAGGAAGUAGCCAAGGUUCAAGACUCCUCCUAUGACUAA